This is a messenger RNA of Syzygium oleosum, 423 nucleotides long. RefSeq names its product extensin-like. The coding region runs from base 1 to 423 and encodes 140 amino acids. The record is from RefSeq and is a predicted model, not a curated record. The transcript is spliced from 2 exons. NCBI's taxonomy places the organism in Eukaryota, Viridiplantae, Streptophyta, Magnoliopsida, Myrtales, Myrtaceae.
AUGUCUUCCAAGCACUUGUUGCUCUUGAUCCUCAGCUUGGUGGUUCUGGCCGCCCCAGCUCUAGCCGACUACGCCAAGCCAACUGAUGUGCUUGGCAAGCGCAAGCGCCCAACGGGAGUCCGCCCCCGUCCACCGCCACCCCCCAAGUCCCCGCCACUCAAGUCCCCACCCCCUCCCCCGCGGUCCCCGUUCCCGCCUCCGCCCCCUCCCCCAAGGUCCCUACCCCUGCCCCCACCCCCUCCCCCGCCUGACGCCCCAGCGCCAACGCCCGAGCUUUUGGAGAAGCUGUUUCCAGGCCACCACCUGCUGGCCCAUGCCCCCUUCACGCAUCACGGUCACCACCCAGCUCACGUGCCGGUCCCGCACCACGGUUACCACCACAGAGUGCCCUCACAUGCGCCGGCUCCCGCUCAUCCCUACUAA